GGUAAAAUUUCAGCCUUCCCUUUGGCCUUGGGACUCUGUGAGGAACAAUUUGAGAAGUGCCUUGACAGAGAUGUGUGUUCUCUAUGAUGUUCUCAGUAUUGUCAGGGAUAAAAAGUUCAUGACUCUUGAUCCUGUCUCUCAGGAUGCACUUCCUCCAAAACAGAAUCCUCAGACGUUGCAGUUGAUAUCUAAAAAGAAGUCACUGGCUGGAGCAGCACAGAUCCUACUGAAGGGGGCAGAAAGACUGACUAAAUCAGUUACCGAAAACCAAGAAAACAAGCUACAAAGAGAUUUCAAUUCUGAGCUUUUGCGAUUAAGGCAACACUGGAAACUUAGAAAAGUUGGAGAUAAAAUUCUUGGAGAUCUGAGCUACAGAAGUGCAGGAUCUCUCUUUCCCCAUCAUGGUACAUUUGAAGUAAUAAAGAAUACAGAUAUUGAUCUGGAUAAAAAGAUACCUGAAGAUUACUGUUCCCUUGAUGUGCAAAUUCCUAGUGAUUUGGAGGGAUCUGCAUAUAUCAAGGUUUCAAUUCAAAAACAGGCCCCAGAUAUAGGUGAUCUGGGCACAGUUAACCUCUUCAAACGGCCUUUCCCCAAAUCCAAACCAGGUUCCCCACAUUGGCAGACAAAAUUAGAAGCAGCUCAGAAUGUUCUUUUGUGUAAAGAAAUUUUUGCACAGCUCUCUCGGGAAGCCGUUCAAAUUAAAUCACAGAUCCCUCACAUUGUGGUGAAAAACCAGAUUAUCUCUCAGCCCUUUCCAAGCUUGCAGUUAUCUAUUUCUUUAUGCCAUUCCUCAAAUGAUAAGAAAUCCCAAAAAUUUGCUACUGAGAAGCAAAGUCCGGAGGACCACCUUUAUGUCCUGGAGCAUAAUUUGCAUCUACUGAUUAGAGAGUUUCAUAAACAGACCUUGAGUUCCAUCAUGAUGCCUCAUCCAGCAAGUGCACCUUUUGGCCACAAGAGAAUGAGACUUUCGGGUCCCCAAGCUUUUGAUAAAAAUGAAAUCAAUUCAUUACAGUCCAGUGAAGGGCUUCUGGAAAAAAUAAUUAAACAAGCAAAGCAUAUUUUUCUGAGGAGUAGAACUGCUGCGACCAUUGACAGCUUAGCGAGCCGAAUUGAGGACCCUCAAAUACAGGCUCACUGGUCAAACAUCAAUGAUGUCUAUGAGUCUAGUGUGAAGGUUUUAAUCACCUCCCAAGGCUAUGAGCAGAUAUGCAAGUCCAUUCAGCUGCAGUUGAAUAUUGGGGUUGAGCAGAUCCGAGUGGUACACAGAGAUGGAAGAGUAAUUACGCUGUCUCAUCAGGAACAGGAGCUACAGGAUUUUCUUCUGUCUCAGAUGUCGCAGCACCAGGUGCAUGCAGUUCAGCAGCUCGCCAAGGUCAUGGGCUGGCAGGUCCUGAGCUUCAGUAAUCAUGUGGGACUUGGGCCCGUAGAGAGCAUUGGCAAUGCCUCCGCCAUCACCGUGGCCUCCCCAAAUGGAGACUAUGCUAUCUCAGUCCGUAAUGGACCGGAAAGUGGCAGCAAGAUUAUGGUUCAGUUUCCACGUAAUCAGUGUAAAGACCUUCCGAAAAGUGAUGUUUUGCAAGACAGCAAAUGGAGUCAUCUCCGUGGACCAUUCCGAGAAGUCCAGUGGAAUAAAAUGGAAGGCCGAAACUUCGUGUAUAAGAUGGAGCUGCUUAUGUCUGCACUUAGUCCUUGUCUACUGUAAUUUUUUGCAGAACAGUUUCCAGAUUUUUUUUUAGAGAAGUUUAAAAAGCUUUUACUUGACGUGUUUGCAGAUCAACUAUAAGCACAAAGAAGAGAUAGCCUCCAAAGGAGCAUUGUUUUAGAAAAUAACCAUUAGUAAAUAUUGACUUCGCAUUUUGAAACUUUCACUUUAUCAGUGACAAGAGCUUUAAAAUGCAUAGUUGAUGUACAAUUGUGGGGUUUACAACAUAGGGAGAUGUAAAAUAAUAUCUUUUUAUGCAGUUAACUUGAAAAUGUCACUAAAGGGCUUGAAUGCUUUUUAAAAUAUUCCUUCUGUAAUGUUGACAUCAAAUAAAGUGUGGUUUAAAAUCUCCCAA
Carlito syrichta (Philippine tarsier) is the source of this 2057-nucleotide messenger RNA. RefSeq names its product mediator complex subunit 17 (gene MED17). The transcript has 11 exons. Lineage: Eukaryota; Metazoa; Chordata; Mammalia; Primates; Tarsiidae. The record is from RefSeq and is a predicted model, not a curated record. Gene Ontology annotation, biological process: regulation of transcription by RNA polymerase II. Gene Ontology annotation, molecular function: transcription coregulator activity. Gene Ontology annotation, cellular component: core mediator complex; mediator complex. The coding region runs from base 71 to 1702 and encodes 543 amino acids.